AUGGUGACGCGGGUCUCGAUCGACGCCUCGACGUCCCGCAUUCGCCCGCGCAUGGCGCACGACGGUUUCACCGACGCCGACCGGGCGCACAUGCGCGAGGCGCUGCGCGAGGCGCGUCGCGCGUUGGACGCGUGGGAGGUGCCGUGCGGGUGCGCGCUCGUGCGCGACGGUGAGAUCGUCGCGCGAGGACGAAACGCGACGAAUCGAACUCGGAACGGAACUCGACACGCCGAGUUCGAGGCCGUGGACGCGCUUCUUCGAGCGCACGACGGCGACGUCGACGCGUGUGGGUUCGAGGAGAUGACGCUGUACGUCACGUGCGAGCCGUGCGUGAUGUGCGCGGGGGCGAUGAGCGCGCUGGGGGUGCGACGCGUCGUGUACGGGUGCGCGAACGACAAGUUUGGCGGUAACGGAACGGUGCUCGACGUGCACGACAGCGGGUGCGGGCGCUGCGACGGGGUCGGGACGAAAGGCGCGACGUACGAGAGCGUCGGUGGGUUAUUCGAGACGGAGGCGAUUCGAUUGUUUCAGGACUUUUACGUGCGAGGGAACCCGAAGGCGCCCAAGCCGCACCGCGAACUCCGGGCGUUCCCGGAAGCGAGCGCCGAGCGCGCGUAG
This is a messenger RNA of Ostreococcus tauri, 618 nucleotides long. Its product is annotated as APOBEC/CMP deaminase, zinc-binding. The record is from RefSeq and is a predicted model, not a curated record. The transcript has a single exon. Gene Ontology annotation, biological process: tRNA wobble adenosine to inosine editing. NCBI's taxonomy places the organism in Eukaryota, Viridiplantae, Chlorophyta, Mamiellophyceae, Mamiellales, Bathycoccaceae. Bases 1 to 618 code for a protein of 205 amino acids. Gene Ontology annotation, molecular function: tRNA-specific adenosine-34 deaminase activity; zinc ion binding.